Molecule: messenger RNA, 2450 nt
Organism: Manis pentadactyla (Chinese pangolin)
Lineage: Eukaryota; Metazoa; Chordata; Mammalia; Pholidota; Manidae
Gene: DHX58
Product: DExH-box helicase 58
Exons: 13
Coding region: 23-2053 (676 amino acids)
Biological process (GO): innate immune response; response to virus; positive regulation of interferon-beta production
Cellular component (GO): cytoplasm
Molecular function (GO): DNA binding; zinc ion binding; ATP binding
Source: RefSeq, a predicted model, not a curated record
UGUGGCCGGAUCAGGUUCUUGAAUGGAGCUGCGACCCUACCAGUGGGAGGUGAUCAUGCCUGCCCUAGAGGGCAAGAAUAUCAUCAUAUGGCUGCCCACGGGCGCUGGGAAGACCCGGGCAGCUGCUUAUGUGGCCAAGAGGCAUCUAGAGAUGGUGGACGGGGCCAAGGUGGUUGUAUUGGUCAACAGGGUGCACCUGGUGACCCAGCUCUGUGAGGAGUUCAGCCGCAUGCUGGAUGGGCACUGGACGAUCACAGCGCUGAGUGGAGACAUGGGGCCACGGGCUGGCUUUGGCCACCUGGCCCGGAGCCACGACCUCCUCAUCUGCACGGCCGAACUGCUGCAGAUGGCACUGACCAGCCCCGAGGAGGAGGAGCACGUGGAGCUCAAUGCCUUCUCCCUGCUCGUGGUGGAUGAGUGUCACCACACGCACAAAGACACUAUCUACAACAUCAUCCUGAACCGGUACCUGAAGCAUAAACUCCAGAGGACACGUCCCCUGCCCCAGGUGCUGGGUCUCACAGCCUCCCCAGGCACUGGAGGGACCUCCACACUUGAUGGGGCCAUUGAGCACAUCCUGCAGCUCUGUGCCAACCUAGAUACGUGGCGCAUCAUGUCACCCCAGAACUACCAUCCUCAGCUGCAGGAGUGCAGCCACCACCCCUGCAAACAGUAUGACCUCUGCCAAAGGCGUAGCCGGGACCCAUUUGGAGACCUACUGAAGAAGCUCAUGGACCAAGUCCACGACCACCUGGAAAUGCCUGAGUUGAGCCGGGACUUUGGGACUCAGGUGUACGAGCAGCAGGUGGUGGAGCAGAGCCAGGCUGCGGCCGAGGCCGGGCUCCAGGAUCGGCGGGUGUAUGCGCUUCACCUGCGGCGCUACAAUGACGCGCUGCUCAUCCACGACACCGUCCGCGCCGUGGACGCUGUGGCCUCGCUGCAAAAUUUCUACGACACAGAGCGCACCACUAAGACCCAGGUCCUGCUUGCUGAGCGCUGGCUGCUGGCGCUGUUCGAUGACCACAAGAAGGAGCUGGCCCACCUGGCGACUCAUGGCCCAGAGAACCCGAAACUGGAAGUGCUCGAAGAGAUCCUGCGGAGGCAGUUCGGGAGCUCUGACAGCCCCCGGGGCAUCAUCUUCACCCGAACACGCCAGAGUGCUCACUCCCUCCUGCUCUGGCUCCAGCAGCAGCCCGGCCUGCAGACGGUGGACAUCAGGGCUCAGCUGCUGAUUGGGGCUGGGAACAGUGGCCAGAACAUCCAUAUGACCCAGAAGAACCAGCAAGACGUGAUCCGGCAGUUCAGGGCUGGCACCCUGAACCUCCUGGUGGCCACAAGUGUGGCAGAGGAGGGGCUGGACAUCCCCCAGUGCAAUGUGGUGGUGCGCUAUGGGCUCCUGACCAACGAGAUCUCCAUGGUCCAGGCAAGGGGCCGUGCUCGGGCCAGUCAGAGUGUAUACUCUUUUGUGGCACUCCAAGGCAGUAGGGAGCUUCGGCGGGAGCUGACCAAUGAGGUCCUUGAGACCCUGAUGGAACGGGCAGUGGCUGCUAUUCAGGAGAUGGCCCAGGCCGAGUACCAGGCCAAGAUCCGGGACCUGCAGCAGGCAGCCCUGGUCAAGCGGGCAGCCCAGGCGGCCCAGCGGGAGAGUCAGCAGAAUCAGUUCCUGGCAGAGCACGUGCAGCUCCUCUGUGUCAACUGCAUGGUGGCCGUGGGCCAGGGGAGUGACCUGCGGAAGGUGGAGGGUGCCCACCAUGUCAACGUGAACCCCAACUUCUCGGUCUACUACAAUGUCUCCUGGAGGCCUGUGGUCAUCGACAGAGACUUCAAGGACUGGAAGCCUGGAGGUGUCAUCCGCUGCAGGAACUGUGGGGAGGUCUGGGGUCUGCAGAUAAUCUACAAGUCAGUGGAGCUACCGGCACUUGAAGUCCGCAGCAUGCUGCUGGAGACACCGAGAGGGCGGGUCCAGGCCAGGAAGUGGUCCCGAGUGCCCUUCCCAGUUCCUGACUUCAACUACCUGGAGCACUGUGCCCAGAGCCUGGACCUCUCCCCCUGACCACCUUGUCACUGCAGUGCCCAGCUCGGGCUGCAGGGGGCAGGAGAACCCACAGCAGCCACCACUGGAGCCAGACCCACCCCAGCCCGCCUGAGUCACCAGUGCCAGAUAGCCAGAUACCGGGCUUGACCAGCUGCAGAGGAACCCUGGAUGCCCAGGCUGACUCGGAAUCCCACACUGAGGAAGCAGCUGGAGGGCCGCAGCUCAUCCCAGAUCCCUGCCACCCCUGCAUAGAUGCUUUCAUAAGAACUGGAUGGAAUUGGGGGAAACUGAGGCAUGAAAAUGGCCACAUUGUACUAGAAAUCACUGCUUGUUUCCCCUUGGCCCCUCAACAUUCCUUUCCUGCUGAGGCCUCCCCUAUUUUUGGAGGCUCCCUAUAAAUUAAGAAUGAAUACAA